UUUUGCUCUGUUGACGUCAUGCCCGCUGGAAACGUCUGAUCUGAGAGUGCUUUCUUCUGUUCUGCAUUUCUGGCGGUUGUUUAGGGAAGAUUUGUUGAUCUGCAGAUUGUUUUGAGGUUUUAAUCAGCAUAAAAUUCGCAACGCGUUUGCAUGGCAACCUCUUUAUCAAAACAACAACAUCCGGUACCAGAGCAGGAGGACGCGGAGAAAGAGAGACUGCUGACCCCUGUGACCUUUGACUCGAGUCCUGUUGACCUCACCGAUGGAGGUCACGGGAUCCGGCCCUCUCUGGACCUCCAGGGUUCGUCUCUACGGACAGAUGCCCUGCAGGACGAAGACGUGGCGGAGGAAGAGGUUCUGCGCAGGAGGCUGAAGUACUUCUUCAUGAGCCCGUGUGAUAAAUACCACGCCAAGGGCCGCAAACCGUACAAGCUGGUGCUGCAGCUGCUGAAGAUCAUCAUCGUCACUGUACAGUUGGUGCUGUUUGGUUUGAGUAAUCAGAUGGUGGUGAUGUUUAAGGAUGAGAACACAGACUCGUUCAGGCAUCUCUUCCUGCAGGACUAUCAGGAUGGCACAGACGGGUUCGCCUUACACACGCAGAACGACGUGUAUCAGCACAUCAACUACACCAUAGAGCAGUAUCUGACUCUUCCUCAGAAGGCAGUGGGCCGCUACGCGUACGUGUUGGGGUCGGAAGUGAACGGUAGCGCCCUCUCUCUGUGUCAGUACUACUAUAAGAAGGGCAGCAUCGACCCGGUCAACGACACCUUCAAUAUCGACCCUCACGUCAUUACCGACUGUAUAGGUGUCGAUCCUCCCACAGACCCUUCAGCUCCUCUCCCUGAACACUACAAGGACUUCACUCUAAAAUUCCACAAGCUGAUCAACGUGACCAUCAAAUUCAAACUCAAGGCUAUAAACAUCCAGACGAUCAUCAACAAUGAGCUUCCCGACUGCUACACCUUCUCCAUCACUAUCCUCUUUGAUAACAGAGCCCACAGUGGGAAAAUGAAGCUCAGUCUGUAUAACCAGGCCGUCAUCAGAGUGUGCAAGGAUCCCAGUGUGUCUGGACACAAGGAGAACUACAUGCGGGUGGCGUUUGACAUGUUGGUGGCAGUGGUGUGUGGCCUCUCACUGGCGCUGUGUGGACGAUCCAUACUCCGAGGAAUCAUCCUGCAAAAUGAGUUUGUGCGCUUCUUCAGGCAGUCUCUGAACCGGGGUGUGUGUUGGGGAGACCGAAUGGAGUUCAUUAACGGCUGGUAUUUACUCAUCAUCAUCAGCGACGUUCUCACCAUCAUCGCCUCCUUCAUCAAGAUCGGCAUUGAGACCAAGAAUCUGGCGUCCUAUGAUGUGUGUGGGAUCCUGAUGGGCACGUCCACGCUGCUGGUGUGGGUGGGAGUGAUCCGCUACCUCAGCUUCUUCCAGAAAUACAACAUCCUGAUCGUGACCCUGAGAGCUGCAUUCCCAAAUGUCAUCCGCUUCUGCUGCUGCGCUGCUGUCAUCUAUAUGGGCUACUGCUUCUGCGGCUGGAUCGUCCUGGGACCCUACCACGCUAAAUUCCGUUCCCUGUCCACGGUGUCAGAGUGUCUGUUCUCGCUGAUAAACGGAGACGACAUGUUUGCGACGUUCUCGGAGGUGGAGCGCAGCAGCACGUUGGUGUGGCUCUUCAGUCAGCUCUACCUCUACACUUUCAUCUCACUUUUCAUCUACAUGGUGCUGUCGCUGUUCAUCGCUCUCAUCACCGGCGCCUACGACACCAUCACCCAACAAGCCCAGGAAGCUCCUCAUGUGUCAGACCUGCACAUGUUCAUCGCUCAGUGCAUGGACACGCCCACCUCGGGAAAGUUCCAGAGCCCAGAACCCCCCGAGUCCUGUUCACUCUUCUGCUGUUUUAACUAGACAGGGAAGAGUGUGUGGUGUGUGUGUGUGUCUCUAGUGUUGUGUUUUACUUUCUCUUUGUAAAUAUUUGGCUUCCGUUUCCAUAGAAGUUUAUUUGCAGCUAACGUUUGGCAUGUCAGAUCUCUAGGGCGAGAAGGGUGGAGCUUAAGUUCAUCAGCCAGUCAUAAACCUGAUGAUAUCAGCACAAUAAUCGACCUCACAUCAGCUAGUGGACUCGUUUGUAAAUAUUUAGCUGUCGUUUUUAUAAAAUGUAAUGCUCUGUUCCUGUUUAGCGUGCUAGCGGCCUUGUUCACAUGAUAAAUAAGCUACUAAACGACUCGGCUGAUUAGCGUUUCGAGAGCUGGCUUAGUUUAGCUAACAGUGCCUGAAUAUUAUAUCACGAAGGCAAAAUCAGUAUUUUAUGCUACGCAGUAAAAACCUGCAAGUAAAAAUAAAUACACGUCACUUCUGUUUGUGGUAUUUGCAAAUCUGGAGUGUUAAGAGUUUUUAAUAGUAGGAACACUUGGAGAUUUGUUUGGCAGUUAAUGCUAAACAGUUAAACAGUGUCAUUUUAGUCGUACGGCAUUUUUACUCAGUAAUUUACGAAUGUAUCUGAGGAUGAACUCCGAGCGUAUAUGCUAGCUACAUCACAGUCUUCUAGCUAGCUUCGGUUCCGUGUCCGUAUUUACGUACUUCUCCGUUGUCUAGCGAUAGUGUCCUCCUGUCAAUAGCCACAUGAACAAAUAUGAUUUGAAAAGACAAAUUAAGCUCCACCCCCCCCCUUUUUUUUUUUUGAACUCAGAGAUGAUCAUCACUGGGUAAUAAUUGUAUUGUUGUGUGUCACAAAGCUAGCCCAAGUAUACACUUCACACCCAUGCAUACAUUUUAGCAACAUUUCAUGACGGUAAUUGUGUCAUUUUUAAAAAAUGUGUAUGCACUGUAUAUUUUUUUUAAUUCUUCUUAAUUUAUCGAGGUAAUGUGCUGAGCACUAAUCUAAUCGCACGACUGUUUCAUUCGAGAUGUUUUAUUGCAUUGAAGUUAUUUAUUGAAGUGUUUGUGUUACAGGCGUGUAAUUGAACGUGAUUGUGAUUAUGUAGACUGAACAGAUGAUGUUUUUGUAUAAAUAGGAGGAGCACUCCAUGUUUUUUUUUUAAGACUUGGUGUGAAUUAGGACUGGGAUCCUGUGUGUGUGUGUG
Messenger RNA from Neoarius graeffei (lesser salmon catfish), 3074 nucleotides. RefSeq names its product mucolipin TRP cation channel 1b (gene mcoln1b). Gene Ontology annotation, cellular component: lysosomal membrane; plasma membrane. The record is from RefSeq and is a predicted model, not a curated record. The coding region runs from base 151 to 1899 and encodes 582 amino acids. The transcript is spliced from 13 exons. NCBI's taxonomy places the organism in Eukaryota, Metazoa, Chordata, Actinopteri, Siluriformes, Ariidae. Gene Ontology annotation, molecular function: NAADP-sensitive calcium-release channel activity.